Messenger RNA from Drosophila busckii, 4930 nucleotides. RefSeq names its product glycogen debranching enzyme. The record is from RefSeq and is a predicted model, not a curated record. Gene Ontology annotation, molecular function: 4-alpha-glucanotransferase activity; amylo-alpha-1,6-glucosidase activity. NCBI's taxonomy places the organism in Eukaryota, Metazoa, Arthropoda, Insecta, Diptera, Drosophilidae. Gene Ontology annotation, biological process: glycogen biosynthetic process; glycogen catabolic process. The coding region runs from base 8 to 4909 and encodes 1633 amino acids. The transcript has 7 exons.
UGGAACGAUGGGGGCGAUGGUACAAGUGCAUGCUGCCACUAAUACUGAUAAGGCGAAUGCUCAGGUUAAAGAAGAAGCAGCAGCAGCAGCAGCAGUGAGAGCAACAACAGCUGAGCCGGUCAAUUUAAUGCCAAUUGAGCUUGAGUCUAGUUGUAAUUAUAAGUGUAGUGCCGACAAAAUUAUGGGAAAUGCAGGCAGCAACAAAAUCACCAUCAGCAGCAGCAACAGUCCGCGAGACAUGCUCACUCGCAACAAAUCCAUGAAAAAACGCCACAGUGAGGAGCAUUCAAUUAUGGGCAAGGACACGGAUACGCAUAGCAUAGCCAUAGCGGAGGGCACAAAUGCGGAGCAUGUGCUCUAUCGCUUAAAGCGCGGCUCCAAGCUCUGCGUGCAUCCGGAUAGCUCGCUCCUGGGUCGCAAAAUAUUGCUGCUCACCAAUUAUCCGGCGGAGGGCAAGAAAUUUGUACGCACCGAAUAUCGCGCGUUGAGCUGGCAGCUGAAAAAUGGACAAGCUGCCACAAGUGUUAUGCAUCCCGAGCUGCAUGUGGUGGAUACGGAUAUCUAUAGCGAAGUGGAGCUAAAUAUGUCGGGCACAUAUCGUUUUUACUUUAGCUUUGCGGAUCGCGAGGUUAAUGUUAAUGCGCCCGCUGAUGGCGCCCUCUAUGUGCAGGUGGAGCCUACACUGCAUGUAGGUCCUGCGGGUGCACAGAAGAUAAUUCCCUUGAACUCGGUGCGCUGCCAGACGGUGCUGACCAAGCUGCUGGGACCGCUCAACAGCUGGGAGGCGAAGCUGCGCGUGGCCAAGGAGUCGGGCUACAAUGUUAUACACUUUACGCCCAUACAGGAGUUGGGCGGCUCACGCUCCGCCUACUCGCUGCGCGAUCAGCUUAAGGUGAACUCACAUUUUGCUGCCAAAAAGGGCGACAAGGUGACGUUCGAGGAUGUGGAGAAAGUUAUCAAGAAGUGUCGACAGGAAUGGGGUUUGGCUUCCAUUUGUGACAUUGUGCUUAAUCACACUGCCAACGAGUCCGAGUGGCUGCUGAAGCAUCCAGAUGCAACCUACUCCUGCGCCACCUGCCCCUAUUUGCGUCCUGCGUUUCUGCUGGACGCCGCUUUGGCGCAGUGCGGCGCUGACAUAGCCGCUGGCAGCCUGGAGCAUGUGGGCGUGCCGGCGCUCAUCGAGCAGGAGUGCCAUUUGGAAGCUUUAAAGUACCAACUGCAUCAUGCCUAUCUAUCCAAGGUCAAUAUACACGAACUGUAUCAGUGCGAUGUGAUGAAGUAUGUGAAUGAGUUUAUGGCGCAGGUGCGCACACGCGAGCCGCCGCACAAUGUGGCGAAGCAUGGGCGCUUCCAGGAGGUGCAGCUGAUACAGGACCCGGCAUAUCGACGCUUGGGUAGCACCAUUGACUUUGAGCUGGCAUUGGAGAUCUUUAAUGCUUUCCAUGGCGACUGCUUCGAUGAGGAGGCACGUUUCCGCAAAUGCGCCGAGACGCUGCGUCAUCAUCUGGAUGCGCUGAACGAGCGUGUGCGCGAUGAAAUCCAAGGAUAUCUCAGCUAUGCAGUGGACAACUGCUUGGCCGGCGUGCGCUACGAGCGCGUGCAGCAGGACGGGCCAAGAGUGCGUGAAAUAUCCAUCAAACAUGCAGUCUUCAUGACUUACUUUACGCACACGGGCACGGAGGGCAAAUCGCUCAGUGAGAUUGAGGCGGACAUGUACACCAAGGCGGGUGAAUUCUUUAUGGCGCACAAUGGCUGGGUCAUGGGCUCCAGCGAUCCGCUGCAUGACUUUGCCGAGCAGCAGUCGGGACGUGGCAAUGUCUAUCUGAAGCGUGAGCUCAUUGCCUGGGGCGACAGCGUCAAGCUGCGCUUUGGCCAGCGGCCCGAGGACAGUCCCUAUCUCUGGCAGCACAUGACCGAGUAUGUGGAGACGACUGCGCGCAUUUUCGAUGGCGUGCGUCUGGACAACUGCCACUCGACGCCGCUGCACGUGGCCGAGUAUCUGCUGGAUGCGGCGCGUAAAAUUAAUCCCGAGCUUUAUGUUGUAGCCGAACUGUUUACCAACUCGGAUGGCACGGAUAAUGUGUUCGUCAAUCGCUUGGGCAUCACCUCGUUGAUACGUGAAGCGCUGUCUGCCUGGGACUCACAUGAGCAGGGACGUCUGGUGUAUCGCUAUGGUGGCGCGCCCGUAGGCGGCUUCUAUGCUAAUCCCAAUCGCGAUGCAGCGCCCACUGUAGCGCAUGCGCUGUUUAUGGAUCUGACGCACGAUAAUCCGUCGGCUAUAGAGAAACGAUCCGUCUACGACUUGCUGCCCUCAAGUGCGCUGGUGGCCAUGGCCUGCUGCGCCACUGGCAGCAAUCGUGGCUAUGAUGAACUGGUGCCACAUCACAUACAUGUGGUGGACGAGGAGCGCAGCUAUCAGGAAUGGGGCAAAGCGGUGGAUAAUAAUACGGGCAUCAUUGCUGCCAAGCGCGCCUUGAACUUGCUGCACGGUCAGCUGGCAGAGGAGGGCUUCAGCCAAGUGUAUGUGGACCAAAUGGAUCCCAAUGUGGUUGCAGUUACGCGUCAUUCGCCCAUUACGCAUCAAACGGUUAUAUUGGUUGCUCACACUGCCUUUGGCUAUCCGGAUCCCAAUGCUGGAGCCACGCAUGUGCGUCCACUGUGCUUUGAGGGUGUGCUGGACGAGAUUAUACUGGAGGCGGGGCUAACAAUGAAGAGCGACAAGCCCUUCGAUCGUCCCGCGCCCUUUAAGCGCGAUGAGCAUGCGCUGAAUGGAUUUUCGCAGUUCCAGUUAUCGCUGCAGGAGCAUAUACCGCUGGCCAAGUCGCAAAUCUUCGAGACCAAGCCCACACAGAAUGGGCACAGCACACAGCUGAACUUUGUUAAUUUGCGUCCCGGCACUGUGGUGGCCAUACGCGUGUCCAUGCAGUCACAGGCGCGCCAGAGCUUCGAUCAUUUACAAAAGCUGAGCACAGCGCUGCGCUUGGCCAGCGGCGAGCAGUUUGAGGCGUUGCAAGCGCUUGUCUCCAAGCUCGAUCUGACCGCUUUGAGUCGCGCGCUCUUCAGCUGCGAUCAGGAAGAGCGCGACAUGGGCUUGGGUGGCUCUGCCUAUGAUAUACCCAACUUUGGUCCGCUGGUCUACUGCGGUCUGCAAGGCUUUGUUUCGCUGCUUACAGAGAUAUCGCCACGCGAUGACUUGGGUCAUCCGCUGUGCAACAAUUUGCGCGAUGGCAACUGGAUGAUGGAUUAUAUAGCCGAUCGCUUGCAGCACUUUGAGCAACUGCAGCCGCUUGCUGCUUGGUUCAAGGCCGCCUUUGAGCCGCUCAAGAACGUGCCACGCUACUUGAUACCUUGCUACUUCGAUGCCAUUGUCAGCGGCGUCUACAAUGUGCUGCUGCAUCAGGUGAAUCAAUUGAUGCCCAGCUUCAUACGCGAUGGUCAUUUAUUUACGCAAUCUCUGGCUCUAGCCACGCUGCAAUUCAUGGCCGCCUGCCGCUCGGCCAACUUGCCAGGGUUUAGCAACUCGUUGAGCCCACCGAAACCACCGAAACAGUGCGUCACCUUGUCCGCUGGUCUACCUCAUUUCUCAACGGGCUAUAUGCGCUGCUGGGGCCGCGACACCUUCAUCGCUCUGCGUGGCACUCUGCUGCUUACCGGCAGAUAUGCGGAGGCGCGUUUUAUUAUUCUAGGCUUUGCUGCUUGCCUGCGUCAUGGGCUCAUGCCCAAUCUGCUGGACAAUGGCACCAAGCCACGUUUCAAUUGCCGCGACGCCGUCUGGUGGUGGCUGCACAGCAUUAAGCAAUAUGUGCUGGAGGCGCCACAGGGUGCGGAGCUGCUCAAGGACAAGGUGUCGCGCAUCUUUCCCUACGAUGACUCGCAGCCGAAUGCGCCGGAUGCGUUCGACCAGCUGCUCUACGAUGUCAUGCAGGAGGCGCUGCAGGUGCACUUCCAGGGCUUGCAGUACCGCGAGCGCAAUGCGGGCCACGAAAUCGAUGCGCACAUGACAGACCAGGGCUUCAACAAUCACAUUGGCGUGCAUCCGGAGACGGGCUUUGUGUUUGGCGGCAACAGUGCAAACUGCGGCACUUGGAUGGACAAAAUGGGCAGCUCCGAGAAGGCGGGCAAUCGUGGCAGACCCAGCACGCCACGCGAUGGCUCCGCCGUGGAAUUGAUUGGACUGCAGUACGCCGUGCUGCGCUUUAUGCAGCAGCUAAGCGAGCGACGGGCAAUACCCUUUAAUGGGGUCGAGCGCAAGGGUCCUGCCGGCGAGCUGACCAAGUGGAGCUAUCAGCAGUGGGCGGAGCGCAUACAGAGCAGCUUCGAGACGCAUUUCUAUGUCAAUGAAACAGAUCGCACCAAGGUGGCCAACAAGAAGUGCAUCUACAAGGAUUGCUAUGGCGCCACGCACGAUUGGACAGAUUUUCAGCUGCGCUGCAAUUUCCCCAUUACACUUACAGUGGCGCCCGAGCUGUGCAAUCCGCAGCAUGCCUGGCUGGCGCUGGAAAAGGCCAAGGAGCAUCUGCUGGGACCGCUGGGCAUGAAGACCCUGGAUCCAGAUGACUGGAACUACAGAGCCAAUUAUGACAACUCGAAUGAUUCCAGCGAUUGCACUAUAGCCCACGGCGCCAACUAUCAUCAAGGACCCGAAUGGGUGUGGCCCAUUGGCUUUUAUCUGCGCGCCAGAUUAAUCUUUGCCAAGCAAUGCGGACGCCUGGAUGAAACCAUUGCCGAAACCUACGCCAUACUGCGCGCCCAUCUGCGUGAAAUGCAGACCUCGCAUUGGCGCGGACUGCCCGAGCUGACCAACGACAAGGGCAGCUAUUGCAACGACUCGUGCCGCACGCAGGCCUGGAGCGUGGCCACUGUUCUGGAGGUGCUGCACGAUCUGCACGCCCUGGGCGCCGAUAUCUAAGCAACGAUUUCGAAAUAUAUA